AUGCCCGCCGGGAAGCGCAAGGCCUCGCCCACCGCCGCCGCCCUUAACGACGAGCCCUCCAAGCGCCGCUUCGUCGAAAACGGCACCGAGGCCGCCGAUCAGCCUGACCAGCCUGGCCAGUCCGACCAGCCCGACCAGCCCGACCAGCCUGCCGGAGAUGCCCAAGAAGAAGAGCCUGUCGCGUCGGGGGGCGAUCGCAUGGCCCGCUUCAAGGCCCUGCAGGCUCGCCAGGCCGCCGCCCGCAAGUCGAACCUAAAGGAAUCCACGGCUGAAGCGCAACGCGCUCAAAUUGACCCCAACGCCCUCUCCGCAUUACACCGCAAGCACGCCAUCGCCUCGCACAAGCUGCUCAAGGCCGAGACCCAGGAGCAGGGCGACGACUUCGAGCGCAAGCGCGCCUGGGACUGGACCGUCGAGGAGAGCGAGCGCUGGGACCGCCGCAUGGAGAAGAAGGGCAAGCACCGCAAGGACGUCGCCUUCCAGGACUACCGGCAGGACGCCACGAAAUCAUAUAAACGGCAGCUACGGGACCUCAAACCGGACCUGGACGGGUACGAGCGGCAGAAAAUGGAGGCGGUACAGCGCGCGGCGCAAAACGGCGGGCUGGAGAUUAUCGAGAUGGAGGACGGCGAGCUAAUCGCCGUCGACCGCGACGGCUCCUUUUACACGACUGCCGAUAGCACCGAUUUCAUCAACCACCGGCCGGAGAAGGAGGCCGUCGACAAGCUGGUGGCCGACAUCCGCAAGGCCGAGGACGCCCGUCUCAAGGCCCGCCGCGCCCGCGGCAUCGACAACGACAACGACAACGGCGACGUUACCUAUAUCAACCAGAAGAACAAGCAGUUCAACGAGAAGCUGGCCCGCUUCUACAACAAGUACACGGCCGACAUCCGCGAGAGCUUCGAGCGCGGCACCGCCAUCUAG
Diplodia corticola is the source of this 924-nucleotide messenger RNA. Its product is annotated as pre-mrna-splicing factor syf2. The record is from RefSeq and is a predicted model, not a curated record. Lineage: Eukaryota; Fungi; Ascomycota; Dothideomycetes; Botryosphaeriales; Botryosphaeriaceae. Gene Ontology annotation, cellular component: post-mRNA release spliceosomal complex; Prp19 complex; catalytic step 2 spliceosome. The transcript has a single exon. Bases 1 to 924 code for a protein of 307 amino acids.